CAGGACUUGGUGACCUUUCCUGAUGUGGCCGUGAGCUUCUCCCCUGAAGAGUGGCCAUGCCUGGACGUCUCUCAGAGGAGGCUCUACAGGGAUGUGAUGCUGGAAACCUACGAGCACCUGCAGGCAGUUGGGUAUUUUGGGGUAAAGCCUGCGAUAAUCUCCUGGUUGGAAGGAGGUGCCCUGGGGAGGCUGCCACAAAGCCUGUUUGCUGCAGAAUUGAAGCCAGAAAUUCAUCCUUGUUCCUUCUGCUCUCUCAGCUUCUCCAAUCAGAGCUUUCUCAUUCGUCACAUGAAACGAAGUCAUCCUUCUUGGAUCCUCCUGGGAAUACCUGGAAGAAAGCGCCCUCAAUCAGAGAAUUCCUGUCGAUAUGAACUGAACCAAUGGCAGCAGCAUUCUGAUCUAUCUAAUGACAAUCCAAAGAAUGACAUACUUGAAAGUGAGAAAAACAUAGAAAGUACCAUACAUUUGGCUAAUAGGAUGAGUCAUAGUAGAAUAUCAACAGCCUUUUCUAGACUAUUUAGUGGUCAAAUAGAUAGUUCCAGUAAACAGAUGACAGUUGAGGAAGACAUUAACACAGACCUGAAAGAAAAUUCAAAGGAGACAGAUGGAGUUGUUCCUCGGAUAGACUUGCCAAUAAUUGUAAGAGACAAGUAUGUAAGGCCUGGGCAAGGCUUCGGUGAUGGAUCAAAUCUCAUCACGCAUCAAAAUACUCACACAAGAGAGAAACCCCAUGUUUGUAUGGAGUGUGGACGUGGCUUCAGUUGGAAGUCAAGUCUCACAAAACACCAGAGAACACACACAGGGGAGAAACCAUAUAUUUGUCGAGAGUGUGGGCGAGGCUUCAGUCAGAGGUCUCAUUUUAUCACACACCAGAGGACACACACAGGGGAGAAACCCUAUGUUUGCGGAGAGUGUGGGCAUGGCUUCAGUACAAAGUCACUUCUUACCACACACCAAAGGACACACACAGGGGAGAAGCCCCAUGUUUGCAUGGAGUGUGGGUGUGGCUUCAGUGUGAGGUCAACUCUCCUCAGACACCAGAGAACACACACAGGGGAGAAACCCUAUAUUUGCGGGGAGUGUGGUCGUGGCUUCAGUGAGAAGUCUUAUUUUAUGGCACACCAGUGGACACACUCAGGGGAGAAACCCCAUGUUUGCCAAGAGUGUGGGCGUGGCUUCAGUGAGAGGUCAAGACUCAUCAAACACCAAAGAAUACACACAGGGGAGAAACCCUAUGUUUGUUUGGAAUGUGGGCGUGGCUUCUGUGAGAGGUCAAAUCUCAUCAGACACAAGAGGGUACACACAGGGGAGAAGCCGUAUAUGUGCAGAGAGUGUGGACAAAGCUUUGGUUGGAGGUCAACUCUCAUCAAACACCAGACGACACACACAGGGGAGAAGCCCCAUGUUUGCAGAGAGUGUGGACUAGGCUUUGGUUGCAAGUCACAGCUCAUUAUACACCAGAGAACACACACAGGGGAGAAGCCCCAUGUUUGCAGAGAGUGUGGACGAGGCUUUGGUCAGAAGUCAUAUCUCAUUAGACACAAGAGGACACACACAGGGGAGAAACCCUAUGUUUGCAGGUUGUGCAGUCGAGACUUCUGUGAUCGGUCAGCUUUCAUAACACACCAGUUCACACACACAGGCAAGAUGCCACAUGUUUGCAGGGAUUGUGGACGAGGCUUUGGUCGGAAGUCACAUCUCAUUAGACACGAGAGGACACACACAGGGGAGAAACCCUAUGUUUGCAGGUUGUGCAGUCGAGACUUCCGUGAUCGGUCAGCUUUCAUAACACACCAGUUUACACACACAGGCAAGAAGCCAUAUGUUUGCAGGGAUUGUGGGCAAGGCUAUACUCUGAGAUCAACUCUCAUCGCACACCAGAGGAUACACACAGGUGAGAACCUCUUAGUUUGCAGAGAGUGUGGACGAGGCUUUGUUCGGAGAUCACAUCUCAUCUCGCAUCAGAGGACACACACAGGGGAGAAGCCCUAUAUAUGUAAAGAAUGUGGGCGAGGCUUUAGUGCAAAGUCAAGUCUCAUCUCACACCAGAGGACACACACAGGGGAGAAGCCCUAUGUUUGCAAAGAAUGUGGGCGAGGCUUUUGUGCGAGAUCAGGUCUCAUCUCACACCAAUGGACGCACAUAGAGGAGAAGCCCUAUAUUUGCAGAGAAUGUGGUAAAGGCUUCGGUCUGAGGACAGGUCUCAUAAGACACCAGAGGACACACACAAGAGAACGCCAUGAUUGCUGAUUGGGUGGCAAGGCUUCUGCCAGGUUUUGCAUCUCAUUACACCAGAGG
This is a messenger RNA of Suncus etruscus (white-toothed pygmy shrew), 2298 nucleotides long. RefSeq names its product zinc finger protein 345-like. Lineage: Eukaryota; Metazoa; Chordata; Mammalia; Eulipotyphla; Soricidae. Gene Ontology annotation, biological process: regulation of transcription by RNA polymerase II. Gene Ontology annotation, molecular function: DNA-binding transcription factor activity; RNA polymerase II cis-regulatory region sequence-specific DNA binding. The coding region runs from base 97 to 2250 and encodes 717 amino acids. The record is from RefSeq and is a predicted model, not a curated record. The transcript has 4 exons.